Messenger RNA from Pygocentrus nattereri (red-bellied piranha), 8859 nucleotides. RefSeq names its product AP2 associated kinase 1b (gene aak1b). Gene Ontology annotation, molecular function: ATP binding; protein kinase activity. The transcript has 21 exons. Gene Ontology annotation, biological process: protein phosphorylation. The record is from RefSeq and is a predicted model, not a curated record. The coding region runs from base 1100 to 3745 and encodes 881 amino acids. NCBI's taxonomy places the organism in Eukaryota, Metazoa, Chordata, Actinopteri, Characiformes, Serrasalmidae.
CGCAUGAUUUGUAGAUCGGCGAUGCUCCAGCGCCCCGCUGGACUCCGGCUUCACUCUCCAUUCCGCAACACAUCAGCCCAACAAGGAGAUUCAGAAAGAAAAAACAGGGCAUAAACUCUCCCUCACAACUCACUGCUGUGUUCUGCAUUGAAACAGGCAGAUGGUGUCACCAGGUCGGACGUUAUAAGUGUCUGAUGUGAAGCAGGAGCCGGUUUGCUGUGUAGGCUAGCUGCUGUUAGCCUCUGGGAGUGCUAACGAGUUAGCUGCGAUUUAUCGCUCCGGUUUUUGGCCACGCUUUCACUCUACAAACCGGUGAAAUGUCUUAAUCUGAAGGUUAACGUUUAGCUAACAAUUUUGGGUACCUGUGAGAACCGGUCGUUGUGCAUAUCAUUUUAAUUUUCAGUGAUUUUGAUGGGGUAGUUUGCUAGCUAACUAGCUCAGUCAGUCAAGCCCGUCCUUUAGCUGGUUAGCUGGCGGAUUUGGGGUCAUUAACGUUAGCUGGCGUGUUGGUUGUACGUUUAGUUAGAUUAGUAUAAAGUGUAUGUCUUUUUUGUGAUUAUUUACGAUGUAAUGUUGUAUAAACAGUGUUAAAUGUUGCCCGCUAGCCUGUGCUGUAUCUCUGUCAAAUACCGCUAGCAUUAGCAUUAGUGAUGCUGAAUGGCUGAGUUUACAGACCGUUAUCUCAGAUUGGAGCUGGAAUAAGCAGCUAAAAUCGUGUCUAACGGUUUAAUAGAGGUACACAGUGCAGCGACAUGCUUAUAGUCCCAAACAAACGGUUUGUUUAUUCGGUGUUUUGGUGAAAUGCUCCAGCGUUGCCUCUCCUAGCUCAGAACAGCUGGCUGGGGACAGAUGUUGGAUGGCAGUGGUCAGAAAUAACGUUACGGUGGCACAUUUUUGUCUCUCUUAUGUUUUGAGUUGUUUGCUGGAUUACAGUGCAAACACAGGCCGCUGGUGAUGCAAGAGUAGCUCCUGCUGAUUCAGCUCAGUGGCUUUAGAUCAUCUGUUUACAUUCACAACCCGUAACAGCAUCACUGGCAAGUCACAGAAACAGGGUUGUAUUUUUGUUUAUUUGUUUCCUGGUAACACAACAUUUUGCACAAUGAAGAAGUUCUUUGACUCUCGGAGGGAGCUGGUCAGUUCUGGCCCGGGUUCCGGAGGGGCUGGCGGGUCAGGAGGGUCCAGCGGUGCAGGAGGGAACUUCAUCGGCCGCAAUUUUACAGUGGGACGGCACCAGGUGACUGUGGAGGAAACGCUGGCAGAAGGUGGUUUUGCGAUUGUGUUCCUGGUGCGGACUCAUCAGGGUGUUCGCUGUGCACUGAAGCGGAUGUAUGUGAAUAAUGAGCAUGAUCUGCAGGUGUGUCGCCGUGAGAUACAGAUCAUGAGGGAUCUGUCUGGCCAUAAGAACAUCGUGGGUUUCCUGGACUCAAGUGUGACGGCGGUGGGCAGUGGAGACGUGUGGGAGGUCCUCAUCCUCAUGGACUUCUGUAGAGGAGGUCAGGUGGUGAACCUGAUGAAUCAGCGUUUGCAGACCGGGUUCUCAGAGGCAGAGGUUCUGCAGAUCUUCUGUGAUACCUGUGAAGCUGUGGCUCAAUUUCAUCAGUGCAAAACACCUAUAAUCCACAGAGACCUAAAGGUGGAGAAUAUCCUGCUGCACGAGCGAGGGCACUACGUACUGUGUGAUUUCGGCAGCGCGACCAAGAAGUUCCAGAACCCGCAGAGCGAGGGAGUGACUGUUGUGGAGGAGGAAAUAAAGAAGUAUACCACUCUCUCCUAUCGUGCUCCAGAGAUGGUGAAUCUGUAUAAUGGAAAACUCAUCACCACCAAAGCAGAUAUCUGGGCUCUGGGCUGCCUGCUGUAUAAGCUGUGUUAUUUCUCGCUGCCGUUCGGAGAGAGUCAGGUGGCGAUCUGCGACGGAAACUUCACCAUCCCAGACAACUCACGCUAUUCACAUGACAUGCAUUGCCUGAUCCGUUAUAUGUUGGAGCCGGAUCCUGAUAAAAGGCCGGAUAUCUAUCAGGUGUCCCACUUUGCUUUCAGACUGGCCAGACGUGACUGUCCUGUCCAGAAUGUGAAGAACUCCCCACUCCCUGCUAAGCUUCCUGAGCCGGUGAGAGCAAGUGAGGCAGCAGCGAAGAAGAGCCAAACGCAAACAAAGGCCAGGCUAACAGACCCCAUUCCCACUACUGAGACCUCCAUCACCCCCCGACAGCGGCCCAAAGCUGGCCAGUCCCAGCCUCAGCCUAUAGGAGGUGUUCUGCCUAUACAGCCUGCUGCACUAACGCCCCGCAGGAGAGCCAAUCAGCCGGCCCAGAGUGUCGCACAGCCCAUAGCUGUAAGUGUGAAUUUGGCUCAGCCGGCCGCAGCGCUGCAGUCUCAGCUCGCGCAGUCCACCCCCAGCCAGCCCCCGCACAAACAGCCCGUGCAGCCAGUCACGGCUCCAGCAGCUGUGUCAGGAGGUGGAGCUCCAGUGGUGACUAGCCCUGCCCCUCAGAAAGCUGCAGUAGCCCCUUCAAGCCCAGCUCCGCCCACAGCUCCUGCGCGGACCGCCCGGCGUAAACAAACAGCACAACAACAACAACAGCAGCAGCAGCAGCAACCGCCAACUCCAGCUGUGCCCACUCCAGCCAUCCAGCCGCCAGCAGUCCAGCCACCGCCCGGCACAGAGGACACACCUGCGGCCCCGGGCCUGUCUCAGACUCCGCCCUCCUCCCCCAGGACGGCCCAGAAAGCGGGGCACAGGCGGAUCCAGAGUGAUGUCACACACAGCUCCAUGUUUGGCGUUCCUGUGAGCCAAUCGACGCAGCAGCUGCAGGCUGCCACCGCCGAGGCUAACCUCAACAAAUCCAAGUCAGCGAGCGCCACCCCGUCUAACUCUCCACAGUCCUCCCAGCAGAGCGUUUAUGAACCUGGCCAGCAGGGAGGCGCUGUAGCCCCCACUGCCCCGUCAGCCCCCCAACCUCCCCCAUCAGCUGCGAGUGUGAGCGUUCCCCCCGACCAGCCGAGUUGGAACCCCUUUGGAGACGACAACUUCUCCAAACUAACCGCUGAGGAGCUUUUGAACAAAGACUUCGCCAAACUUGCUGACGAACCUGCAGAGCCUCUGAGUUCCUCCACAGAGGAGCUUCUGCCUGGUCUGGAUGCUGUAGAACCCAUUCCUCAGUCUACAGCUGAGAGACCGUCUGAUAUUUUGGGUUUGGAUGGAGGUUCGGGUUUGUUGGCAGUUCCAGAAAAGCUGAUAGAGGGACUAAAAUCUCCAGAAGCUUCUCUGAUGCUGCCGGACCUUCUGUCCAUGGCCGACCCCUUCGGAAGCUCUGUGGAGGACACAAGAGAUGGUGUUGCUGAAGUAUGCGUGGACUCUCUGAUUCCCGGGCUGGAAGCUCCUCAGGUUCACCCAGUGCAGACAGACACAGCUGCAGCAGUGAUGGCGGAUGCUCUGAGUGGUGAAGACUCUCUUCUGGGUGGUCCCCUCCCCUCUGGCCCUACCACUUGCCUAGAUGAGUUUGCACCUCUCUCAGGAGGCUCCACCCAGAGCAUGGCAGCAUGUCCAGACACUUCUUGUUUGAUCUCUGGCUUUGAUCCUGCGAGUUCCGAGAAGAGCGCUGAUGAUGAGUUUGAUCCGAUUCCAGUGCUGGUCUCCAAAACUUCCCAAGGAGGCUCCUCCCACAGCUCCAGCGGCGGUUCUGAGUCCAGUUUGCCGAGUCUGGCCCGUUCACUGCUGCUGGUGGACCAGCUCAUCGACCUGUAGAGCCGCACAGCCUGCAAAACUCUGCUUUCACUCUCCUCUCUUUCACUGUUCGUCCAUCCUUCCAUCCAAACGUCCAUUCAUUCUUCCAUCUGCUUGGCUUUCUUCCACUUUCCAUCCUCUGCUCAUUUCCUCUCCUCCAUAAACGUAUUCCGCUUCUUUUCUCCUCACAUCUGUAUCACUUCCCUCCCUUUCGGACUUUUCUUCAUUACUUCAUUACAUUUUAAUCUCUUCACAUUUGUCCACAAGCAUCAUUUUAUUUGUCACUCAUCCAAGAAUGCCACCCCCUGCUGGAUGGUCACACAUGCAGUUGGUGGUUUAGUUUCUCUAGAACUGUCUGAGUUGUUUUGGUGUGAAGUGAUGAGUUCUUUUUGGUGGAGAGCAAAAAGUGCCAACAAAUGAAGCUAUUUUUUAAAAAGUUUAAGGUGUUUUUGUUUACAGUGUAGGGUUGAGCGCAAUCUGAGCCAAAAACGUCUACAGAAACAGGGUCCACUGUUAACUUAAGGCUUUAGCAGCUUACAAACCCAAACGGAAGACAGGACAUUCUGGAGAAACACCGUUCAUAUGGUUGCCAGAGUUAGAUCUGUUCAGUUAGAUCUGACUUUAGUUUGGUCCUGCCCAUUUCACCCUACAGCAGUUUAGCCCCAACCUUUCACCCUACAGCAGUUUAGCCCCAACCUUUCAGCCUACAGCAGUUUUGCCCCAGUUUUGCAGCCUACAGCUGCUCAUUUACAUAAAGCAGUCUUAAAAGUGCAGUAAAAACUGCUUGUUUAGUUCUAAGGUAUAAAGAGAGCUCUGAAAAUGGUCGUAAAUGCUUUUGCUACAUAAAACCAGGAAAAGACAAUGAAAUAAUAGAGAAAUGGGCCCUUUAAUGUAUUAAAGGAUAAACAGGUUUAUUUAGAAGAAAAUAUCAUGUGUAAAUGUUUCUAAUCAUAAUUAAAAACUCUGUUCUACAUUUUUUCUUAUUUUUUUAGGUUAAUGUCAAAUAUUUACGUGAUAUUACAUAAACCUGCUUAAGCUUUAAUAUGAUCAUCAUCCGAAGCUGGCAAAAAAAAAAAAAACACAUUUAUUUUUAAAACAUUUUAAAAUGUUCACAAAUGUCUGCGAGCAGAAUCAAUUUAAAAAUCACAAUAAUUGUAGGAAUAACAGUGCAGUUAGUCUAGAGUCUUUACGAGUGAGUCCCAAGGACUUGAAAUCAUUUGUGAUUUCUGAAUGAAAGCGUUUUCCGCGCAGCCAUUCCAUCAGCGUUUAUCACCAUCAUGCCUUCCAUCACCUCCUCCAUCCAUCCCUCCCUCCAUCUCUCUGUAAAUAAACUCUAUUGAUGUUGUAUGUUGGUCCAGAAUUGUAAAUGUAAAUUGAUGUAUAUCUGCAAUAUCUGAUUCCCCUGAAGUGAUCUGUACUCCCUGUGUAAAAAAAAAACAAAAAAAAAACAAACAGUCUUAAUGUCUUGCAUUCCCACCCUCGUAGUAAACAUGAUGACAAAUUGCUUUAAAGACAUAUUUCAUAUAUGGUUAAGAUUAUAUGUGAAUAUGAAUAGAGUGUUAGAGACUGAAUGUAUGAAAUGAGUAUCCAUAUAUAUAAAUACAGAUAUAUGUAUAUCAGUCAUAUAACUAUUAAGAAGAAAUCUUUAUUAUCUUUGUCUUUCAUGUGUUGAGCCGUGUUUGCGAAUGUAAACAUCCAUUCUUUAUUUUCUUUUUGUUUAAGUAUCCUCUAUAUUACUGGUCUGCUCAAAUGAAGGGAAAAAGGACAAUCUGUAUCUGACCGGUCAUUUGCGCUGAGUGUGAUAUUUGUUUUUGUAUCUUUUAUUUUAGUUCCUGAUAUGUGUCUGUAGUCUAGAGGAUGCUGAGUAAAGUCUUGGUUCAUGAAAACAAACCAUUUCAGUACAGUAAACAUGCACGGUCCUGUAGUUGGACCCCCACAGGGAGGUCCAGCUCUAAGAUUAUUAUCUAAAAAAUCUAAAAAUCACUGCAAACACAUUCUAAACUAGAUACUAGAUUUAAUCGUAUGCACCGUUAUCGCUGCAUUCACUGAAUUAUGAGGAGCAUCAAAGAAUCAGAAUGUGAACAGUUGGUCAAGUAUUGUUGUUCCUGUUGAUUUUAUGAUUUUAGUAUUUUAUGAUCACGCAUUAUGCUAUAGGCUUACAAAUUAAUCUUUAAUCAAAAAUCUUAGACACUCUUUGUAUUAUUUUAUAAAAAUAAUUUUUACAGAGCAGGUCACUGAAAUGUUUACAGUUUUUAUCCCAGAUUUGUGGAAAAAUGGGUCGACUUUCAGUAGACAAAAAAAAUUGUGAGGUCAGCUUCUUCUAUUACUUCUGUUACAAGGGUUUAAAAUUAUAUUACCCAUCUAUCUGACUGGAAAGACGACAGUUACAGCUCUCAUACGACACCCAUCUUUUGAAUAUAGCUUAUGAAAUACGAAAGUUAUGAAGAAUAUGAUGAAGUGCGUUUUGGAACCACUGGUGUUUCCAAGGAGCAUAAGAGGCUACAAAGUACUAUCAUGAUAAUGAUAUAUAGUCACAUUGGCCAGCCCUAGUUUGUAGCACCAUGCUUGCUAGUUAAUAAUCGUGAGCUCUCUGCCUCCACGUAUUGAGUGAUUAGCUAUCUAGCACACAGGGAGACACACAGGGAGACACACAGGGAGACACACAGCUGGACAAAGUGUUCCAGAAAUGUGAUGUGAGCCCCCUAAACUGGCAAGCUCACCAAAAGACCCCACAGAAACCAACAAGCUUUGUCCAGUGUAGUAGUUUAGAGGCUUUGGCAAUUUCAUGCUGCAGUUUGAGUAGCUGGUGUUGGAAUAUAACCAUAUUGGAGAGUAAUAGUAGACUAAAGAUACAUAUUCACACAAGGAGGCAAGCGCAGACAUUUUGAGUUACACAGACAUGCUUUUACAUGUUGUUCUUUUCAAAAAUGCCAUAACGCAAUUCAUAAUGCAGUGCAUCACAAGUGCAAGCUGCAUUCCGAAUUUUACACCAGGGGGCGCUAUAGCGAAAUCCAAGUAUGGCGAGACUAACUACUGGUCAAUUGUCAAAGCAGACGAGCAGUUAAGGCUCAUGCAAAAUUGAUUAAUUUACAUAAACAUAAACACACGUGUAUCGUUGUCGGAACAAAACCUUGUAUCAUCUAUACUUUUGUUGGUUUAUUCUUUUGUACAGUAUUUUAAAAAGCCAGCUGCCUUUUACAGCGUGCUAAAAUUUCACGAUAAUGAAUUAAUAGAAAAGCUCAAAAAUUGCUUUAAAAAAUGUGUUACAUUGACUCUUAUUCAAAGCUAAGAAGUUUUUUUUUUCUACUGUAAAGUAACCAUUUUGGACUUGGUGACCUCAUAAUUCAGAGGAUCCAGUGAUGUUUAGACACAUCUCUGAAACUUGAUGAUCCAAACAUGGUGCAGCUUAUCAGAGUAAAGUAAAUGGGGCUUAAGCUGUAGACACAUCCACUCUCAAAUGACUGCUUUUGUUCUGAAGGAUUUCUGAACUGUUGAGUUUGUGACAUUUGGGGUUGAAACAGUUCUACUGGAGGGUCUGUAUUUAUCUGAGCCAAACCAAGCAGGAUACAACAGAAUUACAGCUCUGUAGAGCCGAGAACAUUUUAACACAAAAUAUCAGAAUACCAGAGUCUGAAAGUAUAUGUUAGCAAGUAUAGAAGUAUAAAAGUUAGCAAGCCUUGGUGGAUACACAGUCCUAGUGAUAGUAGUAGCCAGUGCCAUUGCUAGUAUCAGUGCUGGCAUCAGUGCUAGUACCCAUGUUAGUGCCAUUGCUGGUAUCAGUGCUAGCACCAGUGCUGGUGUCAGUGCUAGUACUUGUUCCAGUGCCAGUAUUAGUAGUAGCCAGUGCCAGUUCUGUGCUUUUUUUUUUGCACAGCUUUCUCCCUACAGACACAUAUCAGAACAGAGUUUUGUUUAUUGGGUUUUAAGUGAAGAUUUGUUCAUGAACGGUGUUUUAGUCAGUACUGUAUGUGCCAUAAACGCGUUCAGACAGACAGUUUGGUACAGGCACCUCUACUAUAAGCACAGCCUCUCUCUGUCCUACUGUUCUCUUCUCUUCUCUUCUCUUCUCAUCUCUCCUUCUUUCCUUCUUCCAUCUUCUUUCACUUUCUCUCUUCCCCUCUUCUUAUUUUCUUCUCUGCUCUCCCCUCUUUUUGUUAAUAGUGUGUCUGAGUGAGUGAAUGGGAGAUAAUCUCAGUGGUGCUGAACUGUAUAACUUUAGCCAAUCAUGGACUGAGUUGCUAACCGAGCUGCUGAUCCUGAUAGAUGUUAAAUGCCGUCGAGGGGGUUGGCAGCUUAAAAUGAUAGUUUGGUAAAAAAUCUACACCAGUUAUCCCAAAUAUUUUGCUGUGGUAAUGUAGCUAACAAGUAAUGGAAGCUUGUACCCCGCUAGUUGUCGUGGACAGGAAUGUUACAUAGCUAAAAACAGUAGCAACAGCCAGCCUGAACACUUUCCCAUAGAUAACAGUACAUCAUACAACAUCAGAGACCAUAUAAACAAGCAGGCACACAGUUUGUACAAUGUAAAUUGGUAAUUAGGUGCGGUGCUAACUUGUUAGCUACAUUCGCUUCAUAGCUACAGUGCUGAAACCAAACAAUUCUCAACUACAUUUGGUGAUAAGGAGGAAACCGGUUACAUUUGAUGAUUUUUUUUUUUACCAAACUAUUCCUUUAAACUGGCACUGUGUUGAAGUUAGAAGAGAUAAAUGUAAGCGCACAACGCUGAGAACUCCUGCUGACUGCAUUAUUGCCGUUCUCUGUUGGUAAUGAAGAGACUGAGCUCGCGUUUCCCUCAGCCUCUGUACAGCUCUCGCUAACCCUAUGCAAUCCCUCUCAUCUGCUCGUAGAAAACAGCGCUGUAGUUCAGUAGAGGUCUUGCCUUGCCGGUAGAGUUUUGACUUGUGUAGUUGUGCAAAUAUCCCCCAGAUUUCCUUUCAUGUGCUCGAGCUGUUUUUGUUGGGAGAAAAAGGAAAAAAAAUGCUAUUUAUGAUGAUAUCGUUGGGGUUCAAAUAAUCUCUGGGCUCUGUAGCAAAAAUCCCCCGUGUUAGAGCAGAGACGACUCCAUGUGCACCUUCUAUUUUUGUGAAAAAAAAAAAUAAAGAAAGCAAAGAGGUGUUCAAUAAACAUGUAAAUGUGAA